GUAACCAAUAGUGCAUCCGGCAUCGUUAAGUAAUGGAGCAGCUGGCGUCGUAGAAACUCUCGAAUUAGUUGCCGAUUGCAAUAAUCGAAAUAUAAUUAAAUAAUAAUUCGGAAAUUGAUGUGUAACAUUUCUUUUUAACGAUGGAGAACUCAAACUCGGACGGUGUCGUCCUACCGGACAUUUCCGAAGCCGAACAUCUUGCGAGUGAGCACGAUGGCGGCGAGAAUGGCGAAACUGUUGUGGAAACAAAAAAUCCACGAAUUUCCGUGCAGACAGUUCGACAUGCAGGGGUUCCAGUUACGCUGCCCGUGGGUUCUCUCAUUACUGGUGCGUUCAAUGUCAUCACCCAGGAUCAGCUGCCCCAUUUUAAACCGAUGCUGUGCGUGGAUAAUAAUGGCUACAUUGCCACUGACGGAUCAGGGGGUGAGCUGAAGACCAUUGUGAUACAGGAGGAUGUUACCGGAGGGGGCACCAUGGCUACCCCCGUUACUGUUACACCCACCUCCGCUUCGGGGUCGUGGAGCGAAGCCGCCAGUAUGCCCGUGUUACCCAUUCGUUGUAAAAACACCUCGGCAGAGCUACACAAGAACCGCUUCGGGUCGGGUGGAAGGGGCCGCUGUAUCAAACUAGGAAACAACUGGUACACACCGAGUGAGUUCGAGGCGCUGUGCGGACGGGCAUCGAGUAAAGACUGGAAACGCAGUAUCCGAUUCGGCGGACGGAGUUUGCAGACCCUAAUAGACGAGGCGAUAAUUUUACCACACGCUACCAGCUGCACGUGUGCGGCAUGUUGCGACGACGAAUCCGCAACAGGCCCGGUACGGCUCUUCACCCCCUACAAACGUAAACGCAGAAAAGAAAACGACGGCUCGAUGAAGCGGCGCGAGCACAGCGGCGACGACAGCGAGGACAAUCAGAUCAACAUACAAACGAAAGAGGAGGCCUGGCAGAAUCUCGCCGAGGGCUUGGACUCAAAUGAGUAUCAGCUCAUGGAGCCGGUCGGUAGCGUCGAUCCCACCAUCAUCUUGAAAAGGCUGGAGGAGAUCGCCACCAAUAUCAACAGACAGGCGGCCGAGUUCCGGCGAGGUAUCGAGGAAAUUCGAGAGGCCUGGAAGAAUCAGUCCGAUAAAUUUCAACGGGAAAAGGAUGCGGCAAUUCUCGCCGCUCGAGUGGAGGCACAGGUAGCGGCCUUACAGCCGGAUGGCAACUCGGAUUCCACCUUGCAGCCGGCGUUAGACAACGAACACCAAAAGAAGUGUGCCAAUUGCAACCGCGAAGCGUUGGCCGAAUGUUCCCUCUGCAGGCGUACACCUUACUGUUCGACAUUCUGCCAACGCAAAGACUGGGCCUCGCAUCAAGUGGAGUGCGUAAGAGGGGUCUCAUCCGAUGCUGCACCUCAGCAGUCGAUAAUGUUAAUAGUGGAAAGUGCCGAGCAACAGUAGAUUAAGUUUUAUAUUUGAUAACGUGAUAUUUUCUAGAAUUAUGUUACGAAAGUUGAUAGAUUUAUAACAUUUUUAAGUUAGCGAUUGUUUUGAUUGCGGUGUGCAAUUUUGAAACAAAAAGAAACGAUAAUUUUUACAUUAAGAUUGAAAAUUUGUACAUAAAUUAAAUAGGAUCUAAGGAGCAGAAUUUUUUAUCUCUUGAUCACGUUUGGAUUUUGAACUUGUUGGUUAUUUAUUAUUACAAUGCGACCUAAACAUUUCGGUAGCUCUUAUUUUCACAUUUAUUUGUAAUUAGAGUAAUUAUUGCAUUCUCCACAAUUUGCUUAGCAAUGGUGUUUAGGUGAUAUUUUACAUUUCUUGUAAGUACAUUUUACGGCUAUGGCACAAUGUAUUUUUCAUUUGUAUUUUAUUUAUCUGUUCUUUUGUAAUCACUCUUAUCUUUACGUGAUUAAAUUUCUUAUGAUAC
Photinus pyralis (common eastern firefly) is the source of this 1908-nucleotide messenger RNA. It is a transcript of the gene Deaf1, whose product is annotated as deformed epidermal autoregulatory factor 1. Gene Ontology annotation, biological process: regulation of transcription by RNA polymerase II. Gene Ontology annotation, cellular component: nucleus. Bases 141 to 1442 code for a protein of 433 amino acids. The transcript is spliced from 2 exons. The record is from RefSeq and is a predicted model, not a curated record. Lineage: Eukaryota; Metazoa; Arthropoda; Insecta; Coleoptera; Lampyridae. Gene Ontology annotation, molecular function: DNA-binding transcription factor activity, RNA polymerase II-specific; DNA binding.